Mytilus californianus (California mussel) is the source of this 3770-nucleotide messenger RNA. RefSeq lists its product as uncharacterized. Gene Ontology annotation, cellular component: cytoplasm. Gene Ontology annotation, molecular function: protein tyrosine/threonine phosphatase activity; MAP kinase tyrosine/serine/threonine phosphatase activity. The coding region runs from base 217 to 3600 and encodes 1127 amino acids. NCBI's taxonomy places the organism in Eukaryota, Metazoa, Mollusca, Bivalvia, Mytilida, Mytilidae. The record is from RefSeq and is a predicted model, not a curated record. The transcript has 8 exons. Gene Ontology annotation, biological process: negative regulation of MAPK cascade; protein dephosphorylation.
UGACCUCAUCCAGAUACGACGAAUAACCAGCAUAUAACUUUGAUCAAAACAUCAGUGAUAUAUUUAUUGUCAGGUAUAAGUAAAUUUGGGACGAUUACACAGACUUAAAAGUGAAAUUGAACUUCUAAAAAUGAGCAUGAAUGAGAAGAAGUCAACAGACUUGGGGAUUUGGUGGUCUGAAGGAUUGUUAUGACAUAACUGGACUUGAGUUCAAACAUGGCUUGUCUUACUGACAAGUACAUUGAAGGUGAAUGGAUGUACAUAGAGAAUAUUCAUUUGGCGGAGCUAUUGAAAAAGGGACUUGAAAAGGUUUUAUUGAUUGACAGCAGAUCAUUUCUGGAAUACAAUACAUCAAGAAUCCAACAGUCAGUCAAUGUCUGCUGCUCAAAAUUAACAAAGCAUAGGUUACAGCAAGACAAGAUAAGCAUCAAGGAAUUAAUGGCCCAGUUAUGUCACAUUGAAAUAGAAGAGUACAGUGAUAUAGUUGUGUAUGAUCAAUGUACAUCAGACAUAACCCAUCUGACUGAGGACAAUUUUCUAGUCAUUUUACUCAGGAAACUCAAGAUGAACAAAGUGUUUAAAAGUGUUGCUCUUCUUACAGGGGGAUACUUGACAUUUAGUGCCAUGCAGCCAAAAUUAUGUGAAAGUAAAUCUGACAGAUGUAAAGCUUUGACAUUCUUGUCUCAGCCAUGCCUACCAGUGUCUAGUGUAGGACCAACACACAUCUUACCAUUUCUGUAUCUUGGAUCAUACAGAGAUGCCAUAUCUCAGGACAUUAUUCAGGUUAAUGACAUAUCAUAUAUUUUAAAUGUGAGUACCACAUGUCCGCAGCCACCUUUUAUUCAGGAAGGACACUUCUUUCGCAUUCCAGUAAAUGACAAUUACAGUGCAAAAAUGUUGCCAUUUUUUGAAGAAGCAUUCCAGUUUAUAGAUAAGAUUAGAGAGGCCAAUGGUUGUGUUUUGAUUCACUGUUUAGCAGGGAUAUCUCGCUCACCUACAUUAGCAAUUGCAUAUAUCAUGAAACACUUGAAAAUGACAUCAGAUGAUGCUUACAGAUAUGUGAAAGAUAAAAGGCCAACAAUAUCACCAAAUUUUAAUUUUCUUGGACAAUUACUGGAAUAUGAAAAACAAGUCAAGCAUGGUUUUGAAAAGUACCAACAUGAUGGACACACACUUGAUAAUAAACCAAAAUCAAUUGCAAUGGAUUUACAAAAUAGCCCAUCUUCUCCAAGGUUAUCGAAACCUUUUGUAUAUGGCUCCUUACAAGAUUCAUUUUCAAAUCAGUUUAAUGAUAGCUUAUCCAAAAAUUUAUUACGUGACGGAGACACCUGGGCAGAUUUUACACCAAUUAAUGUAAUGUGGGAUAAUGCAAAAGAUUUUAUGAAAUCAAAAUCAGAAGGGAAUAAAGGGAAAAGAAACUUCCAUGGUCUUUCAUCAAAGAGUGAAGUUAACAGUAUAUUAGAGAAGCCUACAUUUAUGGCAAAUGAUUAUUUGGAAAUUAAAAAAAAAUCUGACACAUUACUAUCAAGCUCUCCAAAAUUAUCCACUAUAUUCAAACCACCAGUUUCUGUUUCAUCAGACACAGAAAAGUUAAUGGGUAUAAUAUCAAAUGAAGACAUUAAACUGGAAUCAUCUGAACUUUCAGUAAGUGCACCAUUUUCACUUAAAUCACCUCAAAAUCAGGUUGCUGUAUCACUUACCCAGGGAUCUUGUCAGCAUUCACUAAGUGGACUGAUGGGAGCAGAAUUUUCCCAGAAUUUACAGAGUGGACCACUUUUCACCGAAUCACCUCAUCAUUCAAUUAACAGAUCAUUUACCCUGGAAUUGACUCAACAUCCACUUAGUCAACCAUCACUUGCAGAUUCAGUAAGUGAAUCUUCUACUAUCAAACCAUCUCCACUAUCAGUUAGUCAACAAUGUUCUUUUGAAUCACCUCAACAUUCAAUUGAUCAGUUACAUAACCAGGAAAUACCGCAUCCUCCAUUUAUUGAGCCAUGUCUCCAGCAAUCUCAUCUUUCAUGCAGUCAAACCCAGGAAUCACCCUACCAUUCAGUUAGUCAGCAAAGUAUCCAUGAAUCAACUCAAUAUUCAGGGAGUCGACCAGUUUUACUUUCAUUGUCAACAAGUAUUUUUCCAGAAAUGGAGAAAUCAGAAGAACAUUCUGCAAAUCAGAAUAGUUCAUAUAUUAUACCAGGAAAUACAAGUAAAUCAAACUUUACAAAAAAAGUAUCAUCUAAAUGUUUCAGUCUUGCAUUAUCACCUUGUUUGCCAGAUGUAGUAAAAACAAGGGAAAAUAUGACAGACUGUACUUUAUUCCCAUUUGAGAGGAACUGCAACCCGAAAUCUGUUACACCUAAAAAAAACUUCUCUACUCCAAACAUAAUAAAUUCUUCAUCCACAUCUCAGAAUGAACAUUUGUCAUCAAUUAAUCAAACAGUUAGGAUGUCAUUUCAAUCAAAGCCGACAUUUUUCAAGGAACCACAAACUUUAUCUUCUACUAGUUCUGUAUAUUCAAAUGAGACGUUUCCACCAAGAACAGGUUUUGUUACUUCACAACCAUGUGUUAUAACCACAUUGCAAUCAGGAAUCAAUAGAGCGAAGAAACCAUUGUUUAGUUUAGCAUUAUCAAAAAUGAUAUCUGCUGACGGUGAACAUACACCAAGUAAAGAUAAGAGAGCUAGUGAAAAUGAAAACAAUGCCAACUUAGGUUCAUUUCCAAGAGAAAACUGCAAUCAAAUUCAGAAAAACCAGCGUUUAAAUGAAAGUAAACAAGACAAUAAUUCUAGACAAAGUUUAUUGGAAAAUAAUAUUAUCCCUAACAAAAAAAAAUGUACAUCAGAAAACAUUUCGCCAUCAUCAGCUAUGGCAGGAUUGAAUUUUUCAGAAACAUUGAUGGAUAAACAUCAGAUUUCAUCAAAAGUAUUAGAUAACUCUAGCUUUGGGCCAUGUUUUUCAAAUAUGUACAGCUCAUCAAGGACAGAAAAUAUGUCAUCUACUUGUAUAAAACAUGCAGAAAGGCAAGAUACGAUGUCAGUCUAUCCGCCAGUUUCUAACUUAAGUAGUACUCCAGUUACUUCUUCAGCCAGUUCCAGUCAUGUUGUUAAAAGAUCCUAUGAAAAAAGGAUAAAACAUACAAUGGAAAGGCCUAAUAGCAUUGCAUUUUCAAAAUACCCAACAUUUGAUUUAGGAGAUGAUUGUCAGGAUUCUGCUAUCUUAAGCAGUACAUCACAAGAUGAUACCUCAACCACAUAUAUACUUAAAAAUAAUAAACGUUCAAAACAGUCAGAUAGGGGCUUCUGUUCAGGCCAUUUUAGUGAAAAAGAAAUAUACAAACAAAUCUCUGCAGCAAUGGGAAGUGCAGUUUUGCAAACAAAAGUAUACGAAUCCAAAAGAAAAGCUUGUAGUCUUGAUGACAUGUUACAGUCUGAGGAACAGAAAUCUCCAGUUCAUUGUUCAUCUUUCAAUAGAUCACAGUGUAUUGUUGGAAACAGUGAUGGGUGUUGUACAUCUUCUGACACAUAUCGGUCUAAUAGUGAUAGCAGUGGCAGUAGCAGCCAGAAUUCUCUACAUGGUAGUCGUGAAAUUGUGCAAGUGUCAUGAUCAAGAUAGUAGACAUGAGAUCAUUAUGUUAACAUGAUCUCUUUCAGUUUUAAUUACUGUUGUUUUUUUUAAAGUGUUGUUGAAUUUAUUUAUUUUAUAAUGUUUGUUAAACUGUCUUUCCUAAUUGAUUUAUUUAUUUUUGUUUACUCGAAUAAAAUUGUAGAAUAAAA